AUGGGCCGAGAGUUAUCCAACGUGUACCGCCACUUCCAACGCAAUCUGCAAGGAGAUUUGGCACCGAAUCCCGUGGGGCGGCCACCUGCCCUGUCGGCGGCCCAGGUGGACAAGGUGGUCGAGACCACCGAGGCCAUGGUUGUGGCUGCCGACGGCAAGUACCAGGUCACGGCCUUGAUGGUUCGAAACGCCCUGAAGCUGAAGUGUUCCGUCAAGAGGGUUCAGGAGGCGCUGCGCAGCCGCGGGGUACGCUUCCGCCCCAAGCGCGAGAAGCCCAUUCGCACUGUCGAUGACGAGAAGGACCGGCUGGCCUUUGGAAAUCGGCACGCCAAGAAGCCCCCCAGCCUCUGGGUGAGUGGGAUCCAUGCGCAUUUGGAUGACAAGAUAUCCCCGUUCUACCCGAAUGGACAGGGCCGCGCAUACGCGGCCAAGAGGGCUGCUCGCGGCACUUACCGCGCCAAGGGCAAGGGCUUGGCGAAGGGCCACGUGAAGCCUCGUAGAUCGUUGAAGGUCCUCUUUGGUAAGGGCGUCAACGUGGCCGUCGCCAUCUCCGCGAAGAAGGUUCUCAUGUGCCACGUAGUCCCCAAGCAGUGGAACGCCGCGGAGGCGUCGACGAUGUACUCGAAGUCCUUGUCGCCAGCGCUGCGCCGUGCGUGCUCCGGCAAGACGCGCUUCCUGGUUUUGGAGGACAACGACCCCUCGGGGUACAAGUCCAAGAGUGCAGUGCAGACCAAAGUCGCUCAUUCUAUCGAGGUGCUGCCUUUUCCGAAGCGCUCGCCAGACAUCAGCCCGUUGGAUUGCGGCUUCUGGGACUGCGCCAACCGCCGCCUCCGCAAGCAGGAGGCCGCGUAUUCGUCUGCUAAGAAGGAAACCAGGGCCGAUUUCGUGGCGCGCCUCAAGAGGGCUAUCCAGCGCGUGCCCGAGGCCAUCUUGACGCCACUGGUGAAGUCCAUGGGCCGGCGUUGCAAGGCCCUCCAGCGGGCGAAGGGGGAAGACUUCGAGGAGUGA
Messenger RNA from Prorocentrum cordatum, 1008 nucleotides. Lineage: Eukaryota; Dinophyceae; Prorocentrales; Prorocentraceae. The record is from the annotation of a GenBank genome assembly.